AUGUCACAAGAAGAAGAAACGAGCAAUGAAAAGAGCUACCGUCUGCUGGGGAUUCUGGACGUGCAGAAGACGCCGUGUGCCAGGGAGGCGGUCCUUCAAGGUGCCGGCGCCUCAUUGGCAGCUGGGCUCCUGCACUUUCUGGCCACCAGUCGCUUGAAAAGGUCCUUCCACGUGGGAGCGGGGGGAUUCGUGCUGGGCACACUUGCAUCCUGGUGCUACUGUCGAUGGAGCUACGCCAGGCUGCGAGCGCAGCAGAGGAUUUUUCGGCAAGGCAUCCAAAACCAGAUGAUCUAUCAGGGGACCGCUGCCGACCCGGCCAGUGCCGCUCAGUCGUCGCCCAACGUGAGUGCACGCUAA
This is a messenger RNA of Nerophis lumbriciformis (worm pipefish), 357 nucleotides long. The record is from RefSeq and is a predicted model, not a curated record. NCBI's taxonomy places the organism in Eukaryota, Metazoa, Chordata, Actinopteri, Syngnathiformes, Syngnathidae.